UUCAUCAGUAGUAUGGAAGUCGGAAACCAAACAGUCAUUUCAGGAUUCCUUCUCCUGGGACUGACAGAUGACCUACAACUUCAGACUCUCAUUUUUGGCCUGUUCCUGGCCAUGUACUUGGUCACCGUCCUAGGAAACACAUUCAUCAUCCUGGCCGUCAGCUCUGACUCACACCUCCACACUCCCAUGUACUUCUUCCUCUCCAACCUGUCCUUCGUGGACAUGUGUACCAGCACAACCACGAUCCCAAAGAUGCUGGUGAACAUUCAAGCUCAGGAUCAGAGCAUCACUUACACAGAAUGCCUCAGUCAGGUCUAUUUUGUCAUGGUCUUUACUGUCUUGGAAAAUUUUCUUCUUGCAAUAAUGGCUUAUGACCGCGUUGUGGCCAUCUGUCACCCACUGAGGUACACAGUCAUCAUGAACCCUUGCCUCUGUGUUCUUCUGGUUCUGGGCUCUGUGUUUAUCAGUAAUGCAGCUGCCCUGGUCCAUACUGUGAUGUUAUUAUGGCUGUCUUUCUGUGAAGACCUAGAAAUCCCCAAUUUCUUCUGUGAACUUGCUCCCCUUAUCAAGCUCGCCUGUUCUGAUACCCUCAUUAAUAAUAUCCUGGUAUAUUUUGUGGUUAGUCUAUUUGCUGGUGUUCCUGUGUUUGGGAUUAUUUUCUCCUACGUUUGUAUUGUGUCAUCUAUUUUGAGGAUACCAUCAUCAGAAGGAAGGUAUAAAGCCUUUUCCACCUGUGGGUCACACCUAUCUGUUGUGUCCUUGUUCUAUGGGACAGGGUUUGGGGUGUACAUCAGUGCUGCCAUUACUGACUCAACCAGGAAUACCGCAGUGGCUUCAGUGAUGUACUCAGUUGUCACUCAGAUGCUGAAUCCCUUUAUCUACAGCCUGAGGAAUAGGGACAUGAAGGAAGCUGUGAGAAAACUCCUUAGUAGGGCAGCUUCUCUUUUAUGA
Octodon degus (degu) is the source of this 951-nucleotide messenger RNA. RefSeq names its product olfactory receptor 7G2-like. NCBI's taxonomy places the organism in Eukaryota, Metazoa, Chordata, Mammalia, Rodentia, Octodontidae. Gene Ontology annotation, cellular component: membrane. Bases 13 to 951 code for a protein of 312 amino acids. The record is from RefSeq and is a predicted model, not a curated record. The transcript has a single exon. Gene Ontology annotation, biological process: G protein-coupled receptor signaling pathway. Gene Ontology annotation, molecular function: G protein-coupled receptor activity; olfactory receptor activity.